Messenger RNA from Solea solea (common sole), 1661 nucleotides. RefSeq names its product solute carrier family 2 member 11a (gene slc2a11a). Gene Ontology annotation, biological process: monosaccharide transmembrane transport. The transcript is spliced from 12 exons. Lineage: Eukaryota; Metazoa; Chordata; Actinopteri; Pleuronectiformes; Soleidae. The coding region runs from base 58 to 1572 and encodes 504 amino acids. Gene Ontology annotation, molecular function: hexose transmembrane transporter activity. The record is from RefSeq and is a predicted model, not a curated record. Gene Ontology annotation, cellular component: membrane.
GAGCGCUUUGCUGCCGUCCGUUACUUUCCCCCCUUAGUUUAACACCUUUGAUUAACAAUGUCACACUCUCCUGCACAGAAGGGCAGUUCUCUGAACCUGGUGCUGAUGGUUCUCGCCGCAGGCACAGGAGGAACUCUUCAGUACGGCUACAACCUCGCUAUUAUGAAUGCACCUGCAACUUUUAUUCAGACGUUUGUCAACGCGACAGUCCUGGAGCGCUGGGACAUCCAGUUGCAGGACUACCAAGUGACGCUGGUGUGGACAAUCAUCGUCUCCAUCUUCUCACUGGGGGGAUUCGCUGGGGCUCUUAUUGCAGGACCUAUGACCAUACGCUUUGGGAGGAAGAAAUGCCUGCUGCUGAACAACAUUUUCCUCAUGGCUGGCGCGCUCUUAGCCGUGACGAGCAGAGCCGCCAAAUCUUUUGAGAUGAUCAUCAUCUCACGUGUCCUCGUUGGAAUAAAUUGUGGAAUCAGCAUGAACGUGCAGCCCAUGUACUUUGGAGAAAGUGCACCAAAGCACCUGCGGGGGGCUGCCUCACUGUCGUCGGCUGUUUUCGCCGCUUUUGGUGUCAUGUUGGGACAAGUGGUGGGAAUCAAAGAGGUUUUGGGUAGUGAGCCGUGUUGGGAGUACCUUCUUGCCAGUAACGCCAUCCCUGGCCUCAUUCAGCUCCUGACCUUGCCGUGGUUUCCAGAAAGUCCCAGAUACCUGCUCAUUGACAAGGGCGACAAGGAGGCUUGUAUUAAAGCUCUGCGGUGUCUGCGUGGCUGUGAAGUCCAGAGCAGUGAGCUGAAUGAAAUUCUGCAGGAACAGGCAGAAACCAAAGGCAUGAGGCCAAGAAGACCCUGGGAGCUUUUCAGUGAUCGCUCUGUUCGCUGGCAGCUCAUCUCUGUCAUGAUCAUCAGCAGUGCCAUGCAGCUCUGUGGCAAUGACUCGAUUUAUUUCUAUGCGUCGUACGUGUUUAAAGAAGCCGGAAUAGCCGAUGAUAAAAUCCAGUAUAUCACCAUCGGCACCGGCUCGUGUGAAUUAACAGCGUGUAUAAUGUGUAGUCUGCUGGUUGAAUACAAAGGUCGCAGGUUCAUGUUGAUGGGAGGGUUCAUCCUCAUGACGGUCUGGGCCGUUGUUUUCACACUCGCACUUUCUUUUCAGAACUCCAUAUCCUGGAUGUCGUACCUGAGCAUGACCUGCAUCUUCACCUACAUUCUCAGCUUUGGCAUGGGACCAGCUGGAGUGACGGGCAUUCUGCCCACAGAGAUCUUCAAUCAGGCCGCUCGGCCGGCUGCCUACAUGAUUGCCGGCUCCAUGAUGUGGAUCAACCUCUUCAUCACCGGAAUGGUUUUCCCAUUCCUCGUGAGCGAGCUGAAGCAGUACUGUUUUGUGCCUUUCGCAGUGGUCUGCCUGUUAUCCACGCUCUACGUCGGCCUGUUUCUGCCCGAGACCAAGGGGAAGUCUCUGUCGGUCAUCACAAGUGAAUUCCACAAGCUCAACUUCAAAGGCCAGGACCAAAAGUGUCCAGACUCUCAGACUGAAGCUCAGUAUCAGCUGGGUGAAGUUAGUCUUUCCACGGCCAUCUAGAGAUCAUGUGUCUUCUCCUGACCCUGACCCUGACCCUGGAAGAAGUCAUCGUCAGUCAGGCGGUGUCACUGGAUUAUUCACUUUCAUAU